AUGACAACAGAAAACCUCUCACCUGUAGACGAUCCUACCGCUUUCCAACGCUUACUUCCAGUCCAUGACUUAAUCCUCUCGCAUUUAUCUGGACUCGCCCCGACAACAUACCUCUUACUAUCCAAGUACUAUUAUGACAAGCUCGUUCGAUCUCUCUACUCGUAUUUCACUCCAGACUUAUCUACAUUACACGGACUGACAUACCCAUCACCACGGAAUCAACGUACCCUCAACGCUUUGUCACAAACCAGCACUCUCGUUAUAUCUCUUCAAUCUUCCUGGGCCCUGUUCCGAGCUACAAAAGGAAUCCAGCCCUUCUACAAGGCCCAUAAAGAGCUGUUCAGAAAUGUCCAAAACAUACACUUCACCUGGAAAGCCUUGCAAGCUCGUAUAAGUGGUACACCCACACCUGGUAAUGGUCUACGAAUAGAAAACAAUCUAUGGUUCCAUGUCAAGAACCCAAUCAAGCAUCUUAUCAUCGACAUCGAAAGUCAUGGGUCAGACUCGGCAUUGUUUAAUUCGUUCUUGAGUACGCAAUUGUAUUGGGAGAUUCUAGUCAUGCUGAAAAGCUUCAAGCCGACUUCAGCUACUUGGCGUUAUCUCAUCCAUAGGGAGGAUAUCAAUCCUUGGGGCUUAGACACGUAUAUUGAAGUGUCGGCCAGGAUAUGGUGUGAUGGCAUCGAUGGAUUACACAAAGUCACAACAGUCUUCCUCCCUACAAGACCUAAUCUGAACAAUCCCGGACAUCGCGACGGGCCAUCGGACUUCAGAAUCAAAGUCACUCAAAUCGUAGAUCAACUGGUAGAGCUCGUGAAUGAGAAGAUGAAAAAGCGGGCUCUCAGUAACGAGGUCAUCCAGGCAGGUGACAGGGGAGGGAAUUCGGGUAGUAGGAACUUCGAAGAUCUACCUCGAUGGACGCUGGAGGUGGAGGAGGCGGAUGGUAAAGUGGUAGAGUCAAGGGUGUUGAUGAGAUUGGAUCACGGAAGAUAUGACUUUGUACCAAAUUAG
Messenger RNA from Kwoniella botswanensis, 1008 nucleotides. RefSeq lists its product as uncharacterized. The record is from RefSeq and is a predicted model, not a curated record. The transcript has a single exon. Lineage: Eukaryota; Fungi; Basidiomycota; Tremellomycetes; Tremellales; Cryptococcaceae. Bases 1 to 1008 code for a protein of 335 amino acids.